This is a messenger RNA of Phlebotomus argentipes, 1233 nucleotides long. RefSeq names its product esterase FE4-like. Bases 1 to 1233 code for a protein of 410 amino acids. Lineage: Eukaryota; Metazoa; Arthropoda; Insecta; Diptera; Psychodidae. The transcript has 4 exons. The record is from RefSeq and is a predicted model, not a curated record.
AUGAAUUUUCCAUUAUUCGUGACGAUUCUCAGUGUGAAUUUCGUUUUGCACGAUGCUCGAAUAUCGGAAUCUCUGAAAGUCACUCUUUCCGAUGGAAGUGAGUUGAUCGGUCGCUACUUCAGUUCGCAAUCAGGCAGAGGAAUUCGAGCCUUCAUGGGAAUUCCUUACGCCGAAGCUCCGCUCGGAAGUCUGAGAUUCAGAGAUCCGGUGCCGAAAAGUCCUUGGACGGAACCACUUGACGCUGUUUGGGAACCGAAUGGGUAUAACACAUCGGUUGGAAGUGAAGAUUGUCUCUACUUAAAUGUUUAUGUGCCUCAGAAUCCAGAAACGAAUGAUCCGCUGCCAGUGAUGGUAUAUUUUCACGGCGGAGCUUUUAUGACUGGAAACAGUGCGAAAUCUCGCUAUAGUCCGGAUUAUUUUCUGGAUCACGACGUCAUUCUUGUUUCUGGAAAUUACAGACUUGGAUUAUUCGGUUUUCUCAGCACAAAUACUCCCGAUUGUCCUGGCAAUUUUGGUCUUAAAGAUCAAGUUGAGAUCCUCAAGUGGAUUCAGAAGAACAUCGGGCAAUUUGGUGGCGAUAAGGAUUCUGUAACAAUCUUCGGUGAAAGCGCUGGAGGCGCAAGUGUGACUUAUCAUACAAUAUCGUCACUGUCAAAAGGACUCUUUCAUCGCGCAAUUUCUCAAAGUGGCACUCAUUUCUCAACAUGGGCCAGACGAGAUAGUGAAAUUGCAGCAAAGAAUUCAAAGAAAUUGGCUGAGACUGUCAAUUGCCCAGCAGAUGAUGUGCAAGAAAUGAUCGAAUGUCUCCGCAAUAUAUCAUCAGAAGAACUCAUCUCACAUUUUUACGAUUUUUUCAUGUGGGAUAUAUUUCCAUUUGUUGUUUGGGGCCCUGUUGUAGAGCCGGAAAGAGUCUCACAUACGGAUGAUUUGAUAUACUUGUUCCCUGUUAUGAAAGGGACUUUCUUCAGGGCCGCGCCUACAGAAAUUGACGAUUUCAUCCGAAAUGCGAUGGUUUCGAUGUGGGUGAACUUUGCCAAAUUCGGGAAUCCAACUCCACAAUCUGACGAUUCUUCGCUUCCGGAGUGGAAAAUCGCCGGAUCUUUUCCGUACGAUUACUUGCGAAUCGGCAAUUAUCAUCAAAGUGACGCUCCAAUAAUCGCCAUGGAAAACGGAUUGUACGAGGAAAGAUCGCUAUUUUGGAAGAAAAUCAACUCAGAAUUGCUUGGAAUUUAA